AUGAAUAUAACAGAAAAUAACUCUUAUGAUAUAUUAUCAAUCAAAAAUUAUGAAUAUUAUUCAAAAUAUUAUAAUUAUGAUAAUAUUGAAAGAAAACUUACAUCUUUUAAUAAUAUAGGAAAUAUAUGUUACUGUAAUGCUUCCUUACAGCUAAUUUUAUCUAUAAAACCAUUAUGUAUAUAUUUAUUAAAAAAACAUAAGAAAUUUUAUUUAAAUACAAAUUCUAAAUAUAAGGGAGAUAUUUUAAGAACUUUAUUUGAUUUAAUAGAGGAAACAUAUAGUAUAGAUAAAAAUUUUGUAUGCACAAAUAAGCAUAUUAAUAUACUAAAAAAAAUAAAAAUAUAUAAUAAUAAUAUAGUAAUUAAUGCUCAAAAUGAUGCUCAUGAAUUUUUACUGAUGUUACUUGAUUUUAUUAACGUAGAAUGUAAUAGAUGUUCAAAAUUACCACUUAACUUUGAUAUUAAAUUAGAUGAUAAAGAUAACAAAGAAAAAGCUGGUGAUAAAUAUUGGUACAAAUAUUUAUUUAAGGAUAAUAGCAUUAUAACUGAUUUAUUAGGGUUUCAAAAUAUUUCAAGUAUUACAUGUAUUAGCUGUGGACAUACUAGAUACAGCUUUGAUUUUUGCAUUGAUUUAGGGCUAGAAUUUUAUGAUGAAAAUUUGAAAAGUACUACAUUAGUAGAUUUAUUAAAAAAAAAUAUAAUGGAUAAAGAUGAUUUUUGUUAUCUUGAAUGCAAUAAUUGUAAACUAAAAAAAACAAGUUGCAUAAAAAAAGGAAUAUAUAGAAUGCCUAAUUUAUAUAUGAUUAUUUAUAUAAAAAGAUUUAAAUGGAUAUAUGAUUGUAAAAAUUAUUGUAAUAAUAAAAUUAAAAAGAUAGAUACAAUUGUUUUAUUGCCAGUUGAUGGUUUAGUUGAUUUUACACCUUUUGCACAUAUGUCUAAUCACAAAUCGUUAUAUAAUUGUAAGUAUAUUAUUGAAAGUAUUAUAUGCCAUAGUGGAGAUAGUUAUAAUGGGCAUUAUACAGCUAUUGUUAAAUACAGUGAUGGAUUUUAUUUAUGUAAUGAUGAUAAAAUUAAAAAAAUAAAUAAUCCUUAUAAGUCUGAUAAUAUUAGUGACAUAUAUUUAUUAUUACUUAAAAGAGUUUCUUAA
Plasmodium gallinaceum is the source of this 1146-nucleotide messenger RNA. Its product is annotated as ubiquitin specific protease, putative. The record is from RefSeq and is a predicted model, not a curated record. Gene Ontology annotation, biological process: protein deubiquitination. NCBI's taxonomy places the organism in Eukaryota, Apicomplexa, Aconoidasida, Haemosporida, Plasmodiidae. The transcript has a single exon. Bases 1 to 1146 code for a protein of 381 amino acids. Gene Ontology annotation, molecular function: cysteine-type deubiquitinase activity.